GGCUGAGGCGUAGCAAAGAACGGAUGGAUGACGAGAGAAGUGUGAAAAGAAAAAGGCUACUUUUCUUGAGAAUAUUAAACGAAUGAGAGCAGUGAGCGUGAGGGAUACUGAUAUGAUAAAGAGCAAAGUGCUGGUGGUCUGGUGUGGCUCCUCUGUUCGCUCACCAAGAGUGGAUGUUAGUAUUUCUUCUUUCAGUUAA
Molecule: messenger RNA, 199 nt
Organism: Amoebophrya sp. A25
Lineage: Eukaryota; Dinophyceae; Syndiniales; Amoebophryaceae
Source: the annotation of a GenBank genome assembly